AUGCAAAUAGAUUCUACCAGUCCUACAGCUAAUGAACGAUCCGAAGAACAAGCUUAUGGUCCUGUAACACCAAAAAAAGAGGCAGGACACGAAUGCGUACUGUCCAUAGCAGAAAGACGCUUGAAGUAUGAUAUUCCUGAAGCUGCAAAAACAUGGACUUUAUUUUCAAUUGGAAAUGCUUGGAGAAGGCAUAAAAGUCAACUGGAGAAAGAUCAUUAUGAUGCCUAUCAAAAUGAUGAAGUUCACAUGGCAAAAAGGCCCGAUUAUAUACCAGAAUAUCAGUUUAAAGAGCUCCUGAAAUAUUGGAGUUCUGAUAAACUACAGAGAUCAUCCGAAAUCAACAAGGAGAAUCGAAAAAAGUUGAUGGAUCCACACACUGCUGGCAAAACAAGUUUUGCUGAAAAAACAAAGGAACCUGUAUCACUUAAGGAGAUGUUUGUGGCCACAAGAUCAAGAAAACCUGGGCGUGCGUACAAGCACUCAGACGAAAAUACAACUAGUAAAAUUGCUGAAAUGGAAAAAAUUGAAACACAACAAAGUGUAGAUGGCAGUCAGUCUGUAGAUGCAUUUUCAUCUGUCAUGGGUCCUGAACAUCUAGGACGUUUAAGAUUAUAUGGACGGGGGGUUACAAAGACUACUUUGAAAGGAAAAGUGGGCCACUUCAUGUCGACUUCAAAUGCCACAAAUGAUACAGUGCAAGAAAUGCAAGAAAGGAUUCGAAAGAUGGAGGAACAAAUAGAGGAACAAAAGAGAACUAUACGACAAGAAAUUACUGCAUAUGUAAUUGCUCAACUUCAACGUGCAGGAUUAAUUAAUCCAAACAUACUAGCAACAUUGUCUAUUUUGUCACUAGAAGAAGCUACAUCUGCACCACAAGCUGCUAAUCAACUGAUCCGUCGACCAUCUACAGGUAGCAACAAUCAAGGCGGAGAACUUGAAGUAGGCGACAAAAGUGAUGAAGAUCUUACUUAGGAGUAUUAGGUUGAUUCAUGAUGAAACUAGAAAUAUUUUAUUUUUGUACACUUUGGAAACUUAUGUGUUCCAAUUCA
Nicotiana tabacum (common tobacco) is the source of this 1049-nucleotide messenger RNA. The record is from RefSeq and is a predicted model, not a curated record. Lineage: Eukaryota; Viridiplantae; Streptophyta; Magnoliopsida; Solanales; Solanaceae.